UCUGAACUGCAAAGAUGUCUGGACGUGGAAAAGGAGGCAAAGGUCUGGGAAAGGGAGGUGCUAAGCGCCAUCGCAAGGUUCUUCGUGAUAACAUCCAGGGAAUCACCAAACCCGCUAUCCGCCGCCUGGCUCGCCGUGGUGGCGUGAAGCGUAUUUCUGGUCUCAUCUACGAGGAGACUCGUGGUGUGCUGAAGGUUUUCCUGGAGAAUGUGAUCCGUGAUGCUGUCACCUACACCGAGCACGCCAAGAGAAAGACCGUCACCGCCAUGGAUGUGGUCUACGCUCUGAAACGCCAAGGCCGCACUCUGUACGGUUUUGGAGGUUGAAUUUGCAUCCAUCAGAAAUUUACACCAAAGGCUCUUUUAAGAGCCACCCACAUUUCCCUGAAAAGGGCUUGAUUCCAUACGAUGUAUGUUUUUAAAAGCUCCUUUCAGACACCCUAGGUUGGUUUUUAUACUUAUCGCUGUAGACAAUAUCAACAUGUAGGUUCAUUGCGGGAGCGGAAAAGGGCAAGGCAUUCAAUAUACUGAACUGUUACCUGUGGGUUUAUG
Molecule: messenger RNA, 551 nt
Organism: Alosa sapidissima (American shad)
Lineage: Eukaryota; Metazoa; Chordata; Actinopteri; Clupeiformes; Clupeidae
Product: histone H4
Exons: 1
Coding region: 15-326 (103 amino acids)
Biological process (GO): nucleosome assembly
Cellular component (GO): nucleosome
Molecular function (GO): protein heterodimerization activity; structural constituent of chromatin; DNA binding
Source: RefSeq, a predicted model, not a curated record